This is a messenger RNA of Vombatus ursinus (common wombat), 3507 nucleotides long. It is a transcript of the gene PIAS1, whose product is annotated as protein inhibitor of activated STAT 1. The record is from RefSeq and is a predicted model, not a curated record. The transcript has 14 exons. Gene Ontology annotation, molecular function: SUMO ligase activity; zinc ion binding; transcription coregulator activity. Gene Ontology annotation, biological process: regulation of transcription by RNA polymerase II; protein sumoylation. NCBI's taxonomy places the organism in Eukaryota, Metazoa, Chordata, Mammalia, Diprotodontia, Vombatidae. Bases 94 to 2022 code for a protein of 642 amino acids.
GUACACAAUAUCCUCAAAAUACGCCAGACCUUGAACUCGCAAAGAACUCAACAAAAACAGCUGCUCUUACUGAAGGGAAACUGCGCAUUUCAAAUGGUUAUGAGCCUUAGAGUUUCUGAACUGCAAGUACUUUUGGGCUACGCUGGAAGGAACAAGCACGGGCGUAAACACGAACUUCUCACAAAAGCACUGCAUUUGUUAAAGGCUGGCUGCAGUCCUGCUGUACAAAUGAAAAUUAAAGAACUCUAUAGGCGGAGAUUUCCCCAGAAAAUUAUGACACCUGCUGACUUAUCUAUCCCCAGUGUACAUUCAAGUCCCAUGCCAGCAACUUUGUCUCCGUCUACCAUUCCACAACUUACUUAUGAUGGUCACCCUGCAACAUCACCAUUACUUCCUGUUUCUCUUCUGGGACCUAAACAUGAACUGGAACUACCCCAUCUUACAUCUGCUCUUCACCCUGUCCAUCCGGAUAUAAAACUUCAGAAAUUACCAUUUUAUGAUUUGCUGGAUGAACUGAUAAAACCCACCAGUCUAGCAUCCGACAACAGUCAGCGUUUUCGAGAAACCUGUUUUGCAUUUGCAUUGACUCCACAACAAGUGCAACAAAUCAGUAGUUCCAUGGAUAUUUCUGGAACUAAAUGUGACUUCACAGUACAAGUCCAGCUAAGGUUUUGUUUAUCAGAAACCAGUUGUCCACAAGAAGAUCAUUUCCCACCCAAUCUUUGUGUAAAAGUUAAUGGGAAAACUUGUAGCCUUCCAGGCUAUCUUCCACCUACCAAAAAUGGUGUGGAACCAAAGCGACCCAGCCGACCAAUUAAUAUCACCUCACUUGUCCGAUUGUCCACAACUGUACCAAACACCAUUGUUGUUUCCUGGACUGCAGAAAUUGGAAGAAACUAUUCUAUGGCAGUAUAUCUUGUAAAACAGUUGUCCUCUACGGUUCUCCUUCAGAGGUUACGAGCAAAGGGAAUAAGGAACCCAGAUCAUUCUAGAGCUUUAAUUAAAGAGAAAUUGACUGCGGAUCCAGACAGUGAAAUAGCUACGACCAGUUUAAGGGUUUCUCUACUCUGUCCACUUGGUAAAAUGCGCCUAACUAUUCCAUGUCGGGCACUGACGUGUUCACACCUGCAAUGUUUUGAUGCAACUCUGUAUAUUCAGAUGAAUGAGAAAAAGCCAACUUGGGUUUGUCCUGUAUGUGAUAAGAAGGCUCCAUAUGAACACCUCAUUAUUGAUGGUUUAUUUAUGGAAAUCCUGAAGUACUGUACUGAUUGUGAUGAAAUACAGUUUAAGGAGGAUGGAUCUUGGGCUCCCAUGAGAUCAAAAAAGGAGGUCCAGGAAGUUUCUGCUUCUUAUAAUGGAGUUGAUGGAUGCUUGGGUUCUCCCUUGGAUCACCAAGUAUCUUCUCACCACCAAUCUUCAAACAAAAAUAAGAAAGUAGAAGUAAUUGAUCUCACUAUAGACAGUUCAUCAGAUGAAGAAGAGGAAGAACCAUCUGCCAAGCGAACCUGCCCUUCGGUAUCUCCUGCAUCGCCAUUAAAUAACAAAGGCAUUUUAAGUCUGCCUCAUCAAGCAUCUCCAGUGUCAAGGACCCCAAGCCUUCCUGCUGUAGACACAAGCUACAUUAAUACAUCCCUCAUACAAGACUACAGGCACCCAUUCCACAUGACUCCCAUGCCUUAUGACUUGCAAGGUUUAGAUUUCUUUCCCUUCUUAUCAGGAGACAAUCAGCAUUACAACACCUCCCUUCUUGCCGCUGCAGCAGCAGCUGUCUCGGAUGAUCAAGACCUUUUACACUCGUCUCGCUUUUUUCCAUAUGCCUCUUCACAGAUGUUUCUUGAUCAGUUAAAUGCAGGAGGUAGCACUGCCCUUCCAACCACGAAUGGAAGCAGUAGUGGCAGUAACAGCAGUCUUGUUUCUUCUAACAGCCUGCGAGAAAGUCAUGGCCAUGCCGUUGCCAAUAGAAGCGGCACAGACACAGCAUCAAUCUUUGGCAUCAUACCGGACAUUAUCUCAUUGGACUGAUUUCCCCUCUCCUUCUCUCUCCCACCCCCCAGACUCAAUGAACUUGGCAGAAAGAAGAGAACUUUGUGCUCUGUUUUACUUUAUUCUGUUCAGAAACGUACACAAGUGUGUGGUUUUUUUUCCUUUUUUUAGGGAAAAAAAUUAAAAGAAAUGUACAGAGAACAAAACUAUAUUUUCAGUUUUACUUUUGUAUAUAAACCUAAGACUGCCUGUCUGGUAAAACACGUGAAAAAAAAAAAAGAAAAAGAAAAAAACAGCCACCCACAAACCACCUUCUAUUCAUUUUACUGGAUUCUGAAGAUUUUGUUUUCAACAUUUACAUUUGUCCUGUGGUUUUAUUUUUGUAGUUUGGACAUAAAAGACAUUAUUUUCUUUGCAGUAACAGAAAAGGAAUUGCAUGUAUGAAAUCUUAAAUUGUAGACAGUUUUGUUUUUGUUUUUUGUUUUUUUAGACGGAAAAACACCUUUAAAAAAAUGCCAUUUCCUGAUAAUGGCAGAGUUGAGUUCUGUGUUUUGCAUAGAUUUUACCCAACCUUAAGUUAUAUAAAUCUCAUCUGUCCUGGUGCAUUCAUUCCCUCUGUGUUUCAGAAUAUAGCUUAUGGGAGUGUGUGUUAGUGUUAGUAUGUGUUCUUGUCACUUCUGAUUUUAUCCAAGUUUGUAUUCUGUUGGAAUAUCAACUUUUGCAUUUCCCCAAACAUGUUAAAGAUCUUAAAAUUGACAUUUAAGAAUCUUUGCAGGCUAUUCCAGUUGCUUGUAUUCCAUCACAUACUUCUAUCUGCUGCACACACUAAAUAUUUCCUUUUGAAGAAACCAGGGUAAAGCUGACUGGGCAAAAAAACAAAAAGGCUUUAGUGGGCCUAUGAAGAGCGUCUUAACCUGAAAAGGACUGACAUACUUUCAUUCUGACUCUUAAGUCAGAAUGUUAGAAGUUGGAACUCUUCGAGGUUUCCAAAAUUAUUACUUAUGUAGUCUGUGAACACCUGCUUUGGUGAAAAGGGUAACAAGUUUUCAUGAAAAAAAGUUUUCACCAGGCUAAGGAAGUAAAAAUAAUUUAAAAUGCUUACAUUGGUUGCUUGGUUUGUGCAGCUAAAGGAGGUCAUGGUGCAGCAUCAAAAAAAAAAAAAUUAAGAGAAAUAAUUCUAAAAGUAAGUGCUUUUUGGAAAAUAAUUCUGUAGCACCCAAUAUGUCUCAUCUUGUAGAAAUCCUCUAUUUGAUAAAGGAUUCGAAGAUCAUAAUGUUUUUUACUUUGUCACUUUUAAUUUAUGGCUGUCAGUAUGCUUCUGUUCUUAAGCUUUGGGCCAAAUUUAAUGCCCGUCAUUUAAGUUUUCUUUCAUUUUAUUUUUUUGACUUUAUUUUUAUUCACCUUUUCAAGACAUGCAUGACAUAGGAAAGACAUUUUAUAAAACUAUGGAAUCAAUUGGCCUGAACCAUUCUUAUUAAAUAGUGGAAUGUGUAAAUAGAUUGAAAGCUGUUUCUCAGAAAAGGG